UCGCAGUCGGACUGCGUGGCAUGGAGCUAGUGGACUGGACUGAAAUACGUACUUAAAGAAUCCAAAUCGCUUGGUGCUUUUGUAGUAGUUUGCAUCUUGUUCAAGUAUAGAAAAAUACUAAUCAGCUGUAGCUGCCUUUUCGCUAUUAUUCCGACAUCGAUAGAGAGCAAGCCAAUUCGCUGUCGUAUGUAGAUUGUGACUUUUGAACUUGUAGAUUUAUAUUUGGAAAGGAAUGCGAAACUUGGCUAAAAAUUUUAAGUGUCGAUGAAGUUUGUUUUUGCUUUUAUUUCCAAGCACAGAGAUCCGACGUCAAACGGCCAAGCAAUUCUAUACUCAUGCCUUGUUUGUUUGUUCGGAUGCGCUCCGGGCAACGCGUACGGUUUUGCAUGAUUUCUUUGCGCUUCGUGUGUUUGGUGCUGUGGUCGCCGUGUUUUUUGUGCUGUAUUCAUGCAUUCUCAUCUAAAUACAACGCUGGCAGUAUUAAGUGUAAUUCUUCAUACGCAAAAUGACAAGCCUCAUCGCGCUCGUUCCGCAAAAGGUUCACUACGCUCGACUUUCAUCACACGCAAGCUCAUCUGUAGUACUUCAAUUUGCGUCUUUACGAGCAAAAGCGCAGCUACUUAUUAUUUCAUGUGCGCAACAUGAUGAUGUAAUCAAAAUUUUCCAUCCUGACUUAGUUAACUACAUGAUAGGUCUCGAGUCGGUCCCUGACUACAGUGACACAACGUAUAAGGAACAGGGCCGGCCGCAGCGCAAUAAGCUUGUGAAGCGCAGCGACGAAUUUGAUGGCUCCAACGAGGUGUUUGAUUUUUACUCGCCUCUCUCGAGUGCUGGCCUCGUCGGUCCACUCCUUUCGCCAGGUCAGUACUGCGUCCCAUUCA
Messenger RNA from Amoebophrya sp. A25, 881 nucleotides. The record is from the annotation of a GenBank genome assembly. Lineage: Eukaryota; Dinophyceae; Syndiniales; Amoebophryaceae.